Serendipita indica DSM 11827 is the source of this 930-nucleotide messenger RNA. The record is from the annotation of a GenBank genome assembly. NCBI's taxonomy places the organism in Eukaryota, Fungi, Basidiomycota, Agaricomycetes, Sebacinales, Serendipitaceae.
AUGGAGGCGACGUCGCCUGAACCCGUCAUACGCACCUCAGGUUCAAAAUCGCCAGUUCUGCGGCGCAGACACAGUCUCCGGAAGACGGUCCAAGGGUGGAAAGAGGACAAUUGUCAUCCCUCUCCUCAACGUCCCUCUCUCUCAUGGGACGACCAUCCGUACUAUGCCCGCCUUUCGGCUGGGAACGCCGUUGUCGACUUUUACGACGACCUCUCGCAGCGGCUCUACUUCCCAGACGCCUCGAAUGACACGACACCUGACGAUCCAAUGACAGUAAUUGACGAGUCCUUUUUCUUUCUCGACUAUCUCGCCGGCCCUAGUGUGACACCGACGAUGCCCAGCUCCGGACCUUGCACUAGUAACCCACCAUCAUCAGCCUCCACCCGACCGACCAACUACCGCGUUUCCUUUACCACCCUUCUCACAAAUUGUCAUGACCAUCGCAUGUCAACAAUUUCAGAAGCCACGCAAACUCCCACAGAGAGUCCCUUCCCCCUCCCACCGUCUUCGCCUACCAACACAAAGGGAAAGGGCCUCGACCCCCCUGUAGCAGAUCCCUCCGCUGUCUCAGCGAGCAACAACAACUCACCAUCUACAACACCAAUAGCACCCAGACACCCGAAACGGUCGGCGCCCUCAAAGAACAAACACCGGCACCAAUCUCCCUCGUACCAAAAGGAACGAAACGGGCUUCAAAAGCUAUUGGAUUACAUCAAACCGUACCCGACUAGGACCGUCAACCGCACCCGAAGGUCAACACACAACGGCAAGCCCCGUCUCCGACCUAUAGCACCGUACCGUCCACCGCCGGUCCUUGGUGAAACUCGCUCGGAUCGUACCUCGCUCGCCGAGACGGACGAGGCAGACGAGGAAUGGGUUCUCCAUGGCUUCUUUGAGAUACAAAGUCUCUCUCUUUCGCGUAUAGACUAG